UAGAGCAUAUUUCAAUUUGCCCUAAAUUCCUAACAAGUCUUAUUUCACAUUCUUAUGAUAGCCUUUGUAUUUGUUCAAAGAUUAUAAAACGGGUGUCUUGUAUACAAUCUGUUCUGAAGCUGUCAGACUGAUAAAAUGUGCUGUUUUAAUGUAUAGGGAAGGAUGAGCACCCAGUUGUCAAAAUAAUUUGAACCAAUCAGCAUGUUGUAGGAGGAGCAGUUGCAAUCUGAGCUGUGAACAGAUAAUUCUGAAUGAAAACCCUUUCAAACAAAACAAGCUGAAUAUCAACUAACCAUUUUCAAUUAGGUCUGAUAAUGGGAAGGGGAACAGUCAUUUUUCAGAGAUCAGGGAGAAACAACAUCACCAUGUUCUAUUUCUGUUGAUUAGGUAUUUUAAUCCGAACAUUAUCUGGCAAAGGACUUACGGGGAGUCCUUAUGAAUUUUUCAUGAGCUGCAUAUGCUGCUGAAUGAAUUCAGUGAGUGUCACACCAUGUAGCUUGCAGACAACCCACAUCCACAAGGAGGCUACCGAAACAGAAAGCACUUUGGUGCAUUUUCAGAGGCAAAGCCAAGCCUGAUAAAGCUCUUUUCUGACAGGAUUGAUUUAUCCAUUCUUCGAUUAUGCUGCCAUUUCUUUAGGCAGCCUUUUCAUUCAGAUCUACAUGCGAUGAAUGAUCAGCACAGAGCUUGUCGAGUUAUCAGCAUUUGAAUCCCUAGCAAUGUCUUUGGGCUGUGCUAUUGUUGUGUUUUCUGUAUGGUGAGAGCUAACAUAAUCUCCAAGCUAUGACAGCAAAAGAUUCUUCUAGGGAACUUGCUUCUCCGGAGACCGAUGUUUAUAUAAAGACUUUCAAAGAACAAAUGCAUUUAGAACUUGAGCUGCCCAGAGUGUCCGGGAACAGAACCACUUCUCCGAAAAUAUCCCCCCGCAGUUCUCCAAGGAACUCUCCAUGCUUUUUCAGAAAGUUGCUGGUGAAUAAAAGCAUCCGUCAACGUCGACGUUUCACAGUGGCACAUACAUGCUUUGAUGUCGAAAAUGGCCCUUCACCUGGUCGUAGCCCACUUGAUCCUCAGGCUGGCUCUUCUUCAGGGCUUGUGCUUCACACCACAUUUCCAGGGCAUAGCCAGCGUAGAGAGUCAUUUCUUUAUCGAUCGGACAGUGACUAUGACCUGUCACCAAAGACCAUGUCACGGAAUUCUUCUGUUCCAAGUGAACAACAUGGAGAUGACCUGAUAGUGACACCAUUUGCACAGGUCUUGGCAAGUUUGAGAAGUGUAAGAAAUAAUUUUACAAUACUGACUAAUCUGCAGGGAACGUCAAACAAGAGGUCUCCAGCAGCAAGUCAGCUACCCAUCUCCAAAGUAAACAUUCAAGAAGAAUCUUACCAAAAAUUAGCAAUGGAAACUUUGGAGGAAUUGGACUGGUGUUUAGACCAACUUGAAACUAUUCAGACCUAUCGAUCUGUUAGUGAGAUGGCAUCCAAUAAGUUCAAGAGAAUGUUAAACCGGGAGCUGACACAUCUUUCAGAAAUGAGCCGAUCAGGGAAUCAAGUCUCUGAAUAUAUUUCUAAUACUUUCCUAGACAAGCAGAAUGAUGUGGAGAUUCCUUCUCCUACACAGAAGGACAGAGAGAAAAAGAAGAAGCAACAGGUUAUGACACAGAUCAGUGGUGUAAAAAAGUUAAUGCACAGUUCAAGCUUGAAUAACACUAGUAUUUCAAGAUUUGGUGUGAAAACAGAAAAGGAAGAUCAUUUAGCUAAGGAGCUAGAAGAUCUGAAUAAAUGGGGAUUGAAUAUAUUUAAUGUUGCAAGAUACUCACACAGUAGACCUCUCACUUGCAUUAUGUAUGCAAUUUUCCAGGAAAGAGAUCUACUGAAGACAUUCAAAAUCUCAUCAGACACCUUUAUAGCUUACACUAUGACUUUGGAAGACCACUACCACACAGAUGUAGCUUACCAUAAUAGUCUCCAUGCAGCUGAUGUAGCCCAAUCUACUCAUGUUCUUCUGUCCACACCAGCUUUGGAUGCUGUAUUCACUGAUUUAGAAAUUUUGGCAGCAAUUUUUGCAGCAGCAAUUCACGAUGUAGAUCACCCUGGUGUCUCCAAUCAGUUCCUUAUUAAUACAAAUUCUGAACUUGCUUUAAUGUACAAUGAUGAGUCCGUCUUGGAAAACCACCAUCUUGCUGUUGGCUUUAAGCUUCUACAAGAAGAGCAUUGUGACAUCUUCCACAAUCUGACCAAGAAACAACGUCAAAGUCUCAGGAAAAUGGUGAUAGACAUGGUCUUGGCAACAGAUAUGUCCAAGCACAUGUCACUUCUGGCAGAUUUAAAGACGAUGGUAGAAACUAAAAAAGUUACAAGCUCUGGAGUCCUCCUGCUAGAUAACUACACUGAUAGAAUACAGGUUCUCCGAAAUAUGGUCCAUUGUGCUGAUUUAAGUAAUCCUACAAAAUCUCUUGAACUCUAUCGGCAGUGGACAGAUAGAAUUAUGGAGGAGUUUUUCCAGCAAGGGGACAAAGAACGGGAGAGGGGAAUGGAAAUCAGCCCAAUGUGUGACAAGCACACAGCUUCUGUGGAGAAGUCUCAGGUGGGAUUCAUUGAUUAUAUUGUUCAUCCACUUUGGGAGACCUGGGCAGACCUAGUACAGCCCGAUGCUCAAGAUAUUUUGGACACCCUGGAAGACAACCGUAAUUGGUAUCAAAGUAUGAUCCCUCAGAGCCCUUCCCCUCCCCUCGAAGAACGCAGCCAAGACUGUCAGGGCCUGAUGGAGAAGUUCCAGUUUGACCUUACUCUUGAAGAGGAAGACUCUGAUGGGCCUGAGAAAGAGAGUGACAGUAUCCAUUAUUACAGCAGUACCAAGACACUUUGUGUCAUUGACACAGGAAAAAGGGAUUCCCAGCAGGACACUAAUAUAGAGAUUGUGACAAAAGAUGCAUCGCCGAUUGAUACUUAACACACUGUAUUCGUGAUGGUGAUUUUAUUCACGCACAUGCAGAUUGUCUCAUGUGCUAUAGCCUGAAAGUCUGGCUCUUAGGCCAGCACCUGUUAUUGGCUAGAAGACUUUCCAAUUACUCGAGAUUGGAGUCAGGGUUAAAGAGUGUGUAAUGACUGCUCAGGAAUUAACAGGUGAUAUCUACUGCAGCUUAAGUUUUAUCAGCCAAAAACAAAAUAAACCUGGUGAUAGGGAGGCAGUAUGAGCUGUUACUGAACAAGCCCGCUAGGGAAUGACACACAAUCAUAAUAUUUUCUAUUCUUAAUAGAUUCUGACAUCCAGUUCGGUCCAACAGCUCAAAAUACGGUUUCGUAAUUUUGCAUUUAAAAUUUGUGCACCUGUCUCAGACCCGUGUGCCUUUUUUAUAAAUACUUCCACAUCUUUUCGAGACGCCUACUAAAUACACAACAAAACUUGUUUGAUACCAAUAUAUAUUUUAUAUUAUUACUAAUCCUGUUUAAUGAAGAAAGUCUUCCUCUCUACGGGCAAUACUUGUGUUUACCGCAGUUUAAUUGUUUUGACUCACUAAAUAAAGCAGGGUGCCCUCCUCCUUGCAUUACUGCAUCACUGGUCACUUUAUUAGUCCCACAAAAUCUAGGUUUCUCUUGUGUUACUUGCCACACAUAAACAAAUGGUUUUCCACUCAACUGUUUUUGAUUUUUGUUGUACACAGGAUGAAGUAGUGUUGCAUUCUCAUUAGACAAUGCAGUACGUAUAAAAACCAACAUGUUGUAAUAUGAUGGACAAUCUCCCCUUUAAAAAAACAAAACUCAGUUGAAUUUUUGUGUUUGGUCCUACUGUGCUCCCCACCCACCCCCAUUCUUCAUGUUCGCUAGGCUGAGUCUCCUUUUCUUCUCCUCAACUUGCCUUGAGCUAUUACAUGUCCAGUACUGUUUAUAACAGUGUAUUUAUUAUGUAUUGUAUAUAAUGUAAUGUUUUGUAAGUAUUAAUUUAUAUAAAUUAACAUUGCCUGUCAGUGGUGAUGUUAUUUGUGUAGAAGACUCUGAAUGAGAGUUGCCUUUCUUGUAAUUUUUUGUACUGCGUAAAAUGGAAAGAACCUGAGCACAGUGAAAGAGACAUAUGGAACCCAGAAAGGGCAUUCAGACAUUGGCUCCCAUUUGAUUUCAUUUUCAUUUGGAUUCUGGAAAUCGGGGUUUGGUAACUGCUGAGGAACUAGGAUGGUUUGUUCAUCAGAAAUGAAACUACUGAAAUGUUGAAAAGGACGCGCCCAGUAAAUGCCACAAAACCACCUGUCAUUUUCCAAUUUUCAAAGUAGCCAAUGUGAGUUUCUAUGACAAAAUGUGAACUGAUACUAUAAUUGUGCUGUGAAACCUCUUCCAACAAAGCUUGUGAGGCAUGUAUACAGUGCCGAUUUGUAAAGCUAUGUUUCAAGCUUUCAGUCCAACUUGUGACUAAUUAGUUGAUGAAAAUAGCACAGCUGUGCAUGAUACAUGGGUUUAUAUGUCUGUUGAACACUGCAUUGUUCCAGGUGGUUAUUUUAUUGUCUGAAAGUUUCACACAAUGUAUGUUGUUAUAGUAUUAUAUAUUGUGUUGAGAUGCAUUCUGAAGAGAUUUUUAUAUGAAGUGAAUAAAUGAAAGCAUGAUUUA
Pantherophis guttatus is the source of this 4596-nucleotide messenger RNA. RefSeq names its product phosphodiesterase 4B (gene PDE4B). NCBI's taxonomy places the organism in Eukaryota, Metazoa, Chordata, Lepidosauria, Squamata, Colubridae. The record is from RefSeq and is a predicted model, not a curated record. Gene Ontology annotation, biological process: signal transduction. Gene Ontology annotation, molecular function: 3',5'-cyclic-nucleotide phosphodiesterase activity.